CGAGAUCUUUUUGAUUAUAUAUAGUUUUAGCCCUAGCUACCCCAGCUCAGGUCCAAUUCCAAUUUAGGGUUUUGUUUUUCUCUCCCUCGCUCGAACAGCGAACAAACAAACAAACAAAAGCUUUAAACUUCAAAGCUCUGAACCUUUUUUUGCCUUUGGGUGCUUCAGCCCAAUUAACCGACUUUGUUCUCCUCCUUCAUCUUCCUCCUUUGCGCUUACCUCUGUUACCGGAAAUUCAAAUAUAUUAUUAUUUUAAUUCCUUCGGUUUCCGGGAGAAAACAAGCCUCUAAAUCCGUGAAACUGUUGUUUUGGAUCUGCUUUCAGGGUUUUGUUGGUGAUACAACGAGGACAGUACAUUGAGAUGGAGACUGCAAUCAUUCCGGUUACACCUAUUACUCCUACAGACAACAAUGACCUUGUUAGUUCCGAAGUACAGCCCAAUAAACGCAGGAGGAAGAAGUCUAUUGUCUGGGAUCAUUUCACUGUGGAGACCGUAGGAGAUGGAUGUAUCAGGGCCUGCUGUAAUCAAUGCAAGAAAUCUUUUGCUUACAUUACUGGUUCAAAGCUAGCUGGAACUAGCCACCUCAAGAGACACAUUGCCUUAGGAAUCUGCCCGGUAAGCCGUCAGAGGAAUCAACAGGCAUCAGACACUAAAACUGCUAAUGCCACAUACGAACCAAGAAAAAGACAACGAGCAACUCCUGGAUUUGCUAACAUCCCUUUUAACCAGGAACGCUGCAACCAUGAGAUAGCUAAGAUGAUCAUAAUGCACGAGUAUCCCCUCCACAUUGUGGAACACCCUGGCUUUAUUGAUUUUGCUCGGACUCUUCAACCUCAGUUUAAUAUGGUGAGUUUCAAUACUAUUCAAGGAGAUUGUGUUGCCAUGUACCUGAAUGAGAAGCAAAGGCUUCUCAAUUUUAUCAAUGAAAUUCCAGGAAGGAUAAGCCUUACGCUAGAUUUACGUAUUUCAAAUCAAACUGUGGGCUAUGUUUUCAUAACAGGACAGUUCAUUGAUAUGGAAUGGAAUUUGCACCGCUGCCUGCUUAAUGUAGUCAUGGUACCUUCUCCUGAUUCAGACUGUGCCUUACAGCAAGCUGUUGUGUCUUGCCUAUCAGAUUGGCAUUUGGAGAAUCGGCUAUUUACACUUGGUCUUGAUCAGUCCUUCUCAAAUGUUAACAUAAAUCAAAACCUAAGAGCUCUAUUUUCUGUGAGGAACCCUUAUAUGCUGCAUGGUCAGUUCUUGAUUGGAAAUUGCUUUGCUCGUGUUUUAAGUCUUCUUGCACAAGAGGCACUAUGGUCUGUGGGGGAAACAGUGAAGAAAAUACGGGAUAGUGUUAAGUUUGUGAAAACUUCAGAUACUCAUGAAGAGACAUUUUUUGGACUGAAGGAACAACUUAAAGUCCCCAGCAUGAAAGACAUAUUCAUUGAUGACCAAACAAAAUGGAACACAACAUAUGACAUGUUGGCUGCCGCCUGUGAACUAAAGCAAGUAUUUCUUUGCUUGGAAACCUCUAUUCCUGAUUAUAACAUAGCCCCGUCAAUGGAUGAUUGGAAGCAGAUAGAAAUUCUCUGCACAUACUUGAAGCUUUUCUUUGAUGCUGUCAGCAUUUUAACUGGCCCAACAUACCCGAAUGCCAGUGCAUUCUACCAUGAAGUGUCAAAAGUUCAGUUGGAGUUGACACAUGCAGCAAUGAGCAAUGACCCCUUCAUCAGCAACUUGACCAAGCCUUUGAAGGAGAAGUUUGAUAGAUACUGGAGCGACUGCUUCUUAGUUUUGGCUAUUGCCGUGGUAAUGGAUCCUAGAUUCAAAAUGAAACUUGUUGAAUUUAGCUUCUCUAGGAUAUAUGGUGAUGAUGCUGGAAUGUGGAUUAAGAUUGUUGAUGAUGGGAUUCAUGAGCUCUACCUUGAAUAUAUUGCACAAGCACUUCCUCCACCUGAAACAUUUGUUGAAGAACGGAAUGGGAGCAUCAUCCCAGAACAGAAUGGGGGUGUCAUCCUCAAAACCGAACCCCCUGAAGACGGAUACCUACAUGAAGAAGGAUACCUUCAAGAGGAACAAACUCAUGAAGCAGCUCCUCAGGAGGUAUCCCAUCAUGAAGUAGCUCAUCAAGAAGAUUCCCAUCACGAUGUUGCUCAUCGAGAAGUAUCCGAUCAAGAAGUAGACAGUCAAGAAAUAACCCAUCAGGAAGAAGCCUCUCAAGAGGUACCUUCUCAAGACCCCCUUAUUUCCAUUGGAGAUGGACUUUCAGAUUUCGAGGUCUAUAUCUCUGAGAUCAGUGGUAGCCAUCAGAUGAAAUCAGAACUGGAUCAAUAUCUUGAAGAGUCCCUUUUGCCUCGGGUACAAGAUUUUGAUAUCUUGGGCUGGUGGAAAUUAAACAAGACAAAGUAUCCUACACUUUCGAGGAUGGCUUCUGACAUUUUGUCAAUGCCGUUUUCCACCGUUGGUCCUGAUUCUGUUUUUGACACAGAGAGAAAAAAGAUGGAUAACUACCACAGUUCAUUACGUCCUGUGACACUUGAAGCUCUCAUCUGUGCUAAGGACUGGCUCCAGUAUGGGGGACUAUCCCAGAGUUGUGAUGGAAAUGUGAAGAUGGAAUUCUAAGUACAGAUUUCGUUUUCAUUCAUCUGUUACAGGAUACAGUAGGUAGGCCUCUUAGUGGUUGGUCUCGUGUCAUAUAAAAUCCUUUUUCCCCCUCGUGUUUCCAUGAGAUGUUUUAUAGGAUUGGAUUUAGCUACGCAUAUUAUUCUUGGAUUCUGUGAAUCAAUGCCUUGAGGUUCACAUAAAGUUAUCAAUUGCGAUGCUUCUUGUUAAUGCAUUUCUUUCUUUCUAUAA
Messenger RNA from Gossypium raimondii (Peruvian cotton), 2833 nucleotides. Its product is annotated as zinc finger BED domain-containing protein DAYSLEEPER. NCBI's taxonomy places the organism in Eukaryota, Viridiplantae, Streptophyta, Magnoliopsida, Malvales, Malvaceae. The transcript has 2 exons. The record is from RefSeq and is a predicted model, not a curated record. Gene Ontology annotation, molecular function: protein dimerization activity; DNA binding. The coding region runs from base 362 to 2602 and encodes 746 amino acids.